GCCAGAAGAGGCAGUUUUGCCGUAACCAACAUCAACUCUCCAUCUCUCUGUUCGUGACGGGUCACUGCUCUGUGCCAUCUGCAUCUGAAUAGAUCCAGAGACUGAAGAGAGAUCCUCGUUGCCCAUCUAUCUACCUAGGACGUUGUUCCAGAUCGCAAGAUAGGGGAGCCUCAGGGACCGAUAUAUGAUGAAGGCCCGGAUUUCCACAACUCUCCACAAUGUCCCCAGGACUCCGUUUCAACGGAAUGGACGCGCCAGGCAUGGCUUGAGGCAUCUCACGACAGCGGCGGGAGCAUGUUCGAGAGCAACAAUAUGUGCAUCGGUGAAGAAUUCACCCUGGCAAAACACAAGCCGACCGUGUCAAGUCCCCACAGCCUCGUUGUGCCGCCGACAUCAAAGCACAUCGGCGCCAAUGUCAAGCAGCGCCGCCCUCCCACGCGUCCUCGUCAACGACAUGACAAACCAAGAACUCAUCGUUGACUUCAACACGGGCGUCGCACUGCGCUAUCCGUCCUUCUGGCUGCGAGACCACUGUCCCUGCCCGGAAUGUCAGCAUCCCAGCACGCAUCAGCGGCUAAUUGACACUUUUGCCAUUGACCCGGAGAUCAAGGUCUCAAGUGUGCAGUCCACACCGGAGGGAUUGGAAGUCACCUGGCUAGAGACGGCGACGGCGACAUCAGGAUCUGCAAGUGCAGACGCCAUAUCUGCUCCGGGCGGGAAAGGGAGACACAGGAGCGUGUACCCGUGGGAAUGGCUCCAGACUCAUCCCCCUUUUAUACAAGCCACCAACAAGGCUGCUGCUUCAGCGCCCCCCAAGAGGAAAUGGACACAUGUCCCUCCUUCGUCCACAUCACUGCCCAGAGUCCCCUACCCGUCAAUCAUGGACGACUCGUCCACGGUGGGCCUCACACAAUUUCUCGAAUCAAUCCACACCUACGGCCUGUGCUUCAUCCCUUCCACUCCACCCACCCCAAGCGCAACGCAGUCCCUCGUCGAACGCAUCUCGCACAUCCGACCUACGCACUACGGCGGCUUCUGGGACUUUACCUCGGAACCCAACCCAAUCGACACCGCGUACACGGACGACUAUCUCCCACCACACACCGACACGACCUACUUCACCGACCCGGCGGGGCUGCAGCUCUUCCACUGCCUGACCCCCGCCGACAAGGGCGGCGAAUCGACCUUCGUCGACGGCUUCGCGGCCGCCGCGCACCUAUACCAGACCUUCCCCCAGCACUACCGCGCGCUCAGCACCUACCCAGUCACGUCGGCCGCACUGGGCUCGCCGGCAGGCGAAUUCUACAACACGGCCGCCUCGCCCCAGGGAUAUCCCGUGCUCGUGCACUCGGCGCCGCCGGGCCUGCACCAAGGCCCGACCCCGACCUCGCUGGUCCAGAUCCGAUGGAACAACCUGGACCGGGUGCCGCCCACGUCGGCGUCGGCGCCGCCGUUCCCGAACCACACGGCCCUGAAGGCGUGGUACGCCGCGGCGCGCGAGUGGAGCCGCAUCCUCGAGAGCCCCGAGUUCCUCGUCACCGUGAUGCUGCGGCCCGGCGAGCCCGUCAUCUUCGACAACUGGCGCGUCCUGCACGGCCGCCUGGGCUUCGAGGGCAAGCGCCGCGUCUGCGGCGCGUACGUCGGCAUGGACGAUUUCCGCGCAAAGUGCCGCGGCUUGGGUCUCGUCGACGUCUAGACACCUACCUUUAUACCUAGGGUACAUAGGGCACAUACGUAAGUGGUGCUCUGCACUUCGGGCGCGGACGCGGGAAGGGGACUGUGGCUGGGAUGGAAGAGCGACGGAGGCGGGAUGUAGGUACAUGUAUGAGUGGAGGAAAAUGGCGAGGCGAGGGACAUCCUGCUUCUAUAGGUCGAGUGUUCUCUCCGCCGUGGCCACCAUGCCUGUAUAUAGCAAGUGGGCAUGAUCGGAGUCUCAACCUCUGGCCGCAGGGUCUCCCAGAAAAGAUGACAUGCAGGAAAUCAUCAGCACAAAAAGGAAGCCAAAUCAAUCAAUCAAUCGCUCAA
Molecule: messenger RNA, 2025 nt
Organism: Cladophialophora immunda
Lineage: Eukaryota; Fungi; Ascomycota; Eurotiomycetes; Chaetothyriales; Herpotrichiellaceae
Product: trimethyllysine dioxygenase
Exons: 1
Coding region: 185-1696 (503 amino acids)
Biological process (GO): carnitine biosynthetic process
Cellular component (GO): mitochondrion
Molecular function (GO): oxidoreductase activity
Source: RefSeq, a predicted model, not a curated record